This is a messenger RNA of Volvox carteri f. nagariensis, 348 nucleotides long. RefSeq lists its product as uncharacterized. The transcript is spliced from 2 exons. Lineage: Eukaryota; Viridiplantae; Chlorophyta; Chlorophyceae; Chlamydomonadales; Volvocaceae. The record is from RefSeq and is a predicted model, not a curated record. The coding region runs from base 1 to 348 and encodes 115 amino acids.
AUGGUGAGGUCCUUUGAGUCUGUUACCCAAACUCUGGUGUCGAGGUUGGGUUGGCUGUCUAGGUGUCUGGUCUCGGUGGGUGUCUUGGUCGCCCUGAUCGUCUCAGAGGUCCUUUGCACAGAGGUCCUUUGCACAGAGGUCCUUUGCACAGAGGUCCUUUGCACAGAGAUACUUUGCAAGAAACGGCUGGCGGAGGUACUGAUGUACGCGCCGCCCCAUGCUGAGCAUUCUAGCUUUCAGCUAUCCACAGUUUUGACUGUGCAUACAUGCGUCACAAGCGAGAACAUUUCUUCGAUCUCGGUUUUCCAGGUUACGAUACUGUACCUACAAUGCAAAUCCACUGCAUAA